Molecule: messenger RNA, 1267 nt
Organism: Dermatophagoides pteronyssinus (European house dust mite)
Lineage: Eukaryota; Metazoa; Arthropoda; Arachnida; Sarcoptiformes; Pyroglyphidae
Source: RefSeq, a predicted model, not a curated record
CUGUUGUGAUCUAAUUUUCAUUUGCACAAUUUCUUCAAGUUGAAUUUUUGUCGCAUAAUAAUCAUUCAUUCGUUUGUUUAGUUUGGUUUGGUUUUGGUUUUGGUUUGAUUAAUUCAAUCACGAUUGUGUUGUGUUGUUCCGUGUCUUUUGCCUUAAGAUUGCCUUGAAUUUGUUUUUUUCGCAUCUUUUUUCCUAUUCUCAAUUGAUUCUCAUCGAUCAUCAUCAUUAUUGUUGAUUUAUAUAAUCCUUGAAAAAUCAUGAAUCGUCAAGUAAAUUAUCCGUCCGGUUUUAAAUGCCGUAAAUGGACAUUAGUCGUAUUGAUUUCGAUCGAUCUAUUGGUAUUAAUUUUGACAACCAUUGCAUUAGUACAACGAAACAAUUCCGAUGAUAAUAUUAAUCCGGAUAAUCGUAAUACUACAAGCAAAAUUCCAACAUUAAGUCAAAUAACAAAUGCAGUGAAUACAGUUGGUGAUAAUUUGGCUAAAUUAAAUAUAACACGAAUCAAUGUCGAUCUUGGUUCGAUUGAUAAUAAUUCAACUCGACAAUUUCUCGAUGGUAUAUUGAAUAAGGCGAGAGAAAAUGAAGGACAAACUAAGUGGGUAGGUCAAAUAAUUGCUAUCGUAAUCGGAUUCAUCAUUUGUUUGAUCGGUUUGAUCGGUGUCAUUAUGGAACAUUAUUGUCUAUCAUUGACCUAUGCUAUUAUAACAUUUGUUGGCCUACUUUAUACAACAGUGGUUGGUAUCUAUUCUGAAGAACCAAUUUUGAUCGGUAAAAUCAUCAUGUAUAUAUUAUUCAUUGUAUUGGUCGCAUGGUUUAUUAUCGAUCUACGCGGUAUUCGUCGACAACAAAAAUCACAAAAUAUAUGAUUAACCUGAAAAAAAACAAUGAAUCUUAAAUCAAUCAAACAAACAAACAAACAAAAAACUAACUCAUUUUAGCUUAUCAAUAGCCUGUUUAAACACACACACACACACACACAUUACAAACGCACCCAAAUACCGAUUACACGCACAUCAUAUGAAUGAAAAAAAAUAAUAAUAACUAAACGGAAACAGCUAAGAAAAAUCUAAUCAAUCAAAUCAACAACAAAAAAAAACAAACUUUGAUAUUGAUGAUGAAUAAUAUACCACCAGACCUUGUUUUUUCUUUGAAAUGAACAACAAUUAUAGAUAAAAUUGUUUUUUUUCCUUUUUUCCUUCUAUCUUUAUCAUUUUACAUUUGAAAAACAAAAUUUUUGAAUAAUAAAAAAAAAGUUACACAUCCUUAA